UGUAAAGACAAUAAACGGUCCCACUAAUUCCAAUUGGGAUUAAUAACAAAUGUGGAAAAAUCUUGGAAAUUAAGCCACUAAAUCCGCUUGCACUUUGGCACUGGGCAGCGGAGCUUGACCGCCGCCGUGGGACAGCAAUCUCCUGGCCCCAAACCACAUUGGGAAUCUCCAUUUGGAGCUAUAACCGCCGGCAACCGGCUUCUCCACACCAUGGUUAUCAGCAGCAGCAGCAGGAGCAUGCCGCCGGCCAAUGGACCCGUGCCAGGUGGCAACGGAGGCUCCUCCCGCCUGUCCCUGUGCCUCAUCCACUUCGUGCUCGCCAUCAUCUCCGGCUGGGGAUUGAAACGUAGCACCGGCAGCCAGGCACUGGCCGCCUUUGGGAUCUACUUCGGGCACAGCCUGCUAUGCCUGCUGCGGCACACGCAUCCCAAUCCGGGUGCAGUGCAGCGACUGCUUUGCGACAAAUCCCGCAGGUACUCCUGCGUCCUCUUCGUCACCCUGGUGGUGGGUGAGCUGCAGGCCAUAAAUCCGGCCACCCGGAUGGCUGACUUCUUCGGUGCCGACUGGGAGCGCCUGGCCUUUGGACUCUGGACCAUUGUCCUGGCGCUGGCCGUGACCAGUUUGUGGUUUGGCGGAACGCGCAGUUCCCUUGGCGCCACGUUCAUCAAACUGGAUGCCGCCCAGCUGGGUCUAUGCGUACUGUGGAAUGUCCACUGUCUGUGGCGCAUCGCCCUCGUCGACGAGCACUGGUGGUCACUGGGUCUCGCCGGUCUCGUUCUGCUCAAUCACUUUGUGCUGUGGCGCCUGCCGCUGCACUACAACAUCACCCAGCUGGAGGUGGCCACCGUGGGCAUGUGUUUCAGCACCAUCUUUGCAUUGAAUGCGAUCCAGGAGCAACUGGAUGCGGUGGCCAGCUGAGGGCAACUCAAGUCGGGCAACCGGGGACGGGGACUGGAGCCCUGGUUGUCCAGGUCUAAGGCACACCUUCAUAUUUUCUACGAUUCAUUAUUAAUCACUAGCUAGCUAGCAAUGUUGUUGAACAAUACGUUUGUGUAAUAAACCAGAGUUCUUGGUUUGAAGCUUUAA
This is a messenger RNA of Drosophila elegans, 1086 nucleotides long. RefSeq lists its product as uncharacterized. The transcript has a single exon. Bases 211 to 918 code for a protein of 235 amino acids. The record is from RefSeq and is a predicted model, not a curated record. NCBI's taxonomy places the organism in Eukaryota, Metazoa, Arthropoda, Insecta, Diptera, Drosophilidae.